Drosophila persimilis is the source of this 2547-nucleotide messenger RNA. RefSeq names its product guanine nucleotide-binding protein subunit beta-5 (gene Gbeta5). NCBI's taxonomy places the organism in Eukaryota, Metazoa, Arthropoda, Insecta, Diptera, Drosophilidae. The transcript has a single exon. Gene Ontology annotation, cellular component: cytoplasm; heterotrimeric G-protein complex. Gene Ontology annotation, molecular function: protein binding; signaling receptor complex adaptor activity. Bases 73 to 1143 code for a protein of 356 amino acids. The record is from RefSeq and is a predicted model, not a curated record. Gene Ontology annotation, biological process: G protein-coupled receptor signaling pathway; G protein-coupled dopamine receptor signaling pathway.
AUUUUUCGCCUUGACACUGGAAGUAGCAGAUGAAUCGACGCUGGUGAAAACGUAGAAAACAAUUAAGUGAAAAUGUCGGAGGGAGCUGUCUCUGCCAGCAAUGUUAAUGCCAAUGAAAAAAUGGCAAACUUGCUGAAGGAGGCGGAAAAUUUGAAAACCAAAUUGGAGGAGGAGCGCUCGAAGCUGAAUGACGUCAAUCUGUCGAACAUUGCGGAGCGCCUGGAGCAAAUUGCUUACGUCAACAUCAAGCCUCGCAAGGUGCUGAAGGGACACCAGGCAAAGGUGCUUUGCACCGACUGGAGCCCCGACAAGCGACACAUUAUCUCAUCCUCGCAGGACGGCCGUCUUAUCAUCUGGGAUGCGUUCACUACGAACAAGGAGCAUGCCGUGACCAUGCCCACCACCUGGAUCAUGGCCUGUGCAUACGCCCCGUCAGGCAACUUUGUGGCCUGUGGUGGACUGGAUAACAAGGUAACCGUCUAUCCAAUCACCUCUGAUGAGGAGAUGGCCGCCAAGAAGCGCACUGUUGGCACCCACACAAGUUACAUGUCGUGCUGCAUUUAUCCCAAUUCGGAUCAGCAGAUCUUGACGGGCAGCGGUGAUUCGACAUGUGCUUUGUGGGACGUGGAGUCCGGUCAAUUGUUGCAAAGUUUUCACGGCCACUCUGGGGAUGUGAUGGCCAUCGAUUUGGCACCCAACGAGACGGGCAACACCUUCGUCUCGGGCAGUUGCGAUCGCAUGGCCUUCAUUUGGGACAUGCGCUCUGGCCAUGUUGUCCAGUCCUUUGAGGGCCACCAGUCCGAUGUGAACAGCGUCAAAUUCCAUCCCUGCGGAGAUGCGAUUGCCACCGGAUCGGAUGACAGCAGCUGCCGUCUGUACGACAUGCGGGCCGAUCGCGAGGUGGCCGUCUUCGCCAAGGAGAGCAUCAUAUUUGGUGUCAAUUCAGUGGACUUUUCGGUCAGCGGCCGCCUGCUCUUUGCUGGCUACAAUGAUUACACCGUCAACCUGUGGGACACUCUGAAAUCGGAGCGCGUCUGUCUGCUGUAUGGCCAUGAGAACAAGGUCUCCUGCGUCCAGGUGUCGCCCGACGGCACAGCCCUAUCCACGGGCAGCUGGGAUUACACCAUACGGGUCUGGGCGUAAAAAUUUGUUAACCAUAUUCCCCUGUUAAGAGCAUCUGUCAAGGACAGUUGGUCGAUAUAGAUAUAAAUAUUAUAUAUUUUUGAUUUUUGAGAUUAGUUGCAGUUCAGAGGGCUCAUUUUUCAAGUGAUGGCAAAAAAGAAAAUGAAAAUUACUUAAAUGCAAAAAGCAUACAUACAUAUGUCAUGGACAAAUGAUGCAUACUUUUAGCUUUGAUCCUAUAUAUUGUAAUCAAAUAUUGGCCUACACCUGACGGUGUAGCGAAAUCAUAAAUUGUUGAUAAAUUUUAUAAAAUUUAUCAGAACAAUGCAGUUUGCCUAGCACCUAAAUUAACAGAUUGCAUAUAUAAUACUACUCGCACUUUGUGUCUAGACGGAUACCCAAGUAUUGUAUUGUAUAUAUGCUUAUAUGUACUUGACGUAUUGUAUGUACUAUAACCAACAGAUAUUAUUGUGUAUGUCUAUGGUGUUUCAAUCCAAUACUGUAUCCUGAACAAGUAGAGUCAAAACGACAAUGUUAAACCUUUUCAAAAUAUGCAUUUGUACUCAAGGGUCAUCAUGUAAAUGUGUUUUUGUAAUCAAAUACUGUGUGCAGGAUGGCCCUAAGCUUAAGUAAAAUGCAUAUACAAUAUGUGGUGCACAGCGGCUCAUGUGUGACGAAUAGGUCGUUAGGAAGUACAGGUAUUGCAAGAGCAUUCCAAUUAAAUACUGGCUAGAGGAUAGGAUACCCAAAUAUGUUCGGCGCAAAAAGAGUUCUUACUGUUUUCUCUAUCUCUGAUUUUCUGGGCAGAGAAGGGAAGGCCAAAAAUUGUAAAUAGUUCCAUAUGUUACUUCUCUGCCCACUCUUCGAAUAUGGAGUGUAUUGUAAAACUGAGAAAAGUAUGGAGUCUCGAACCAAAACCUUAAACAAAUAUUAAAAUCUUGUGUAAUAUCGAAUAUUACAUACAUAUAUGCGCAAACAAACAAACUACUUUAUAUAAAUGGAUAUUUAACUGCAGAACAGACAUUAAUUGUGUACACUAACCAUAUAUAAAACUAGCAAAGGGAGAUGCAAGGAAACCAAAACAGAAAAUCAAAUUAUCCUCAGAUAUACAUAUGAAUAUUACAUACCUAUAUGCGUGAACGAACAAACUAUAUUCAGUAAACCGCUGAAUUGAUUAAUAACCAAUAACCAUUUCUAAAUGAAUAAGAAAACAGAUAUGUGUAAUAUUACAUACAUAUAUGCGCUUAUAAACUAUUUAAUAUCGGGACAAAACUUGAUAUAUAUGUAUAAUACAUAUACCUAAAUGGACAGAUGGCAAAGGAAGGAGUGGAAACCAAAUUAAAAUCGGUUAUAUGUAACUUUACAUACAUAUAUACUGUGUGCGUAGAAAUAAGUUCCUGUUUGAAAUAAAUGUUGAAGAUGUAA